UAAUACACUAUUACUAAAGUACCAAACACCACACAAAAAAAAAUAAUAUCGAGAGUAAGACAUUAUGGAUGGUUAUUGGAAGUAGAAAAUACAAUAAUUUUAUAAAUUAAUAAUUGAUCAUGUUUUGCACGUGCGUGUCUGUGUUACAUAAAUAAUACUUAUGUCAGUAAGUGUAAGCGAUGGACGAAAAGAAAACCCAUAUAAGGAUCACAGUUGUCGGAGACGGAAACACGGGAAAAACGUGCAUGCUCAUUGUAUACAAGGACAAGAAAUAUGAGGAAUAUUAUAUUCCAACCGUGUUCGAUUCAUAUUCGAUGAACAUCAGAGUUUUAGGAAAAAUUUAUACAAUAAUAUUACAAGAUACAGCUGGACAAGAAGAAUACGAUAGACUCAGAGCUUUAGCUUAUCCUGAGACCGAUGUGUUCAUUGUGUGUUUUUCUGUGGAUAAUAGAGCAUCUUACAAAAAUAUUGUGUCAAAGUGGAAUCCCGAAAUUCGACAUUAUCGACCAAAAGCGAAACUCAUACUUGUAGGAACAAAGUGUGACUUAAGAACUGACUGCCCAAAUCCCAUUUCGACAAACGAAGGCCAAGAACUCAUGAACAAAAUCAAAGCUGACGGCUAUGUUGAGUGUUCAUCUAAAUUCAUGUGGAACGUAAGCAGAGUAUUUGAAGAGGCUUUGUUAAGUAUAGUGGGAAGGCCUACACCGCCGAGAAGGCAAAGAACAUGCUCAUUAUUAUAAAAAAAACCUGUUUGAUGUUUAUAGAAAACAUUUGAUUCAUAAUACUGUACAUUUUGUUUUAUAUGAUUGAGUAAUAUAUAGAUCAGUUUCGUAA
Agrilus planipennis (emerald ash borer) is the source of this 834-nucleotide messenger RNA. Its product is annotated as rho-related protein racC-like. Lineage: Eukaryota; Metazoa; Arthropoda; Insecta; Coleoptera; Buprestidae. The transcript is spliced from 4 exons. The record is from RefSeq and is a predicted model, not a curated record. Gene Ontology annotation, molecular function: GTP binding; GTPase activity. Bases 180 to 740 code for a protein of 186 amino acids. Gene Ontology annotation, biological process: small GTPase-mediated signal transduction.